GCACCAACGACAGCACCAGAGAGCCUGAUCACCCAAUGUUCGACGUGCAGGUGCUCACCGUUGUCAUCCACAGAGACGACACCCUUCAGGACCUCCUUCACCAGGAUAUGCUUCCCGACGCUGUCCCAUUGGUCAAGAAGGUCGUCAUCAAUGACAUGAAUGUUGCUGAUGGUGUUAAAGAGAAGGACCAGGAACCCCGGCUUCAGCUCAAAGCCAACGACCACUACAGCACCGGCGGCGACACAAGCAAUAAGGACGACCACCUUUACCACGGGAUGAGCUACAACUUUGACAACGACAGGAGCAAGAACCUUGGACAGUACCAGAGUGCUGGUCUAAAUGACUAUGACAGCUCCGCAGGUGUUUCUCUUACGGAACCCGAAACACUUGAUAGAAAGAAGAGAUACGCGCCUGGACCCGCAAAUACUAUCGGCAGCGCUAACCUUACUUUAACGAAGACCACUGCCCCCCUGGACCCUCUUAAGCCCGGCAACACCGUGGGUUACAGGCUGGACAUCGCCUUGCCUGUGCUAACGACGGGGAUCGAUCUGGUGGUGGAGAUCUUUGUGAUGGAUGCGGUCUCAGGCAUCACACCUUUCGCUCUCUGCGAUGUUACCAUCAUCGCUAUCGGUAGCAAGAUCUCAAACUCUUCCGGUGGUGCCCUCACACCUGCGUCCGUUCCUAUCAACAACCUGCUCAACCCCAAUUUUGGCACCUUUUACGAUCGAGCUAUCAUUGAUUUCGGCAACGUGACAAACAGUGAUACAUACUCCUCAGGACAAACGGACUACACCGACAGCACCAUCAGCAUCACCUUCACCGCCACCCUGGUCAUCAACAGCAACUACAACAACAACACGGUGGUGGUUACAGCAGGAGCAGAGUACGACUCCCAGAACAUGGUGUGGGUCAGCCAGGAGACUCAUAACUUCAGCAUGACUGCAGGUUCCUAUGUUCAAAGUAUUCAAAUGAGUUCUCCGACCACCCUGGCCCAGUACUCAGGAGGCAGCUUCAGCAUCGACGCCUACCUCACCAACCCAUUCGAUACUCUCACCUUCGAAGUCUACACCAACCAAGAUUUAUAUGACCAGUUCACCAUCUCCCAGAUGUUCAUUUUGUCGAAGGGGUCCAACUUCGUUUGCAUGCUGGACUCGAUGAUAACAACAACGUACUAUGACUCUGCCUCUGGUAGAACAGUACAACGAGCGACCCUCAUAGCCCCACUCAUAAUUAAGAAUCUUGACUACACUGCUUUAACGGCUGCCCUGACCAACUCCAACUUCCUGAUGCAGCUGGGAUUUAACAUCUUCCUGGUUGACGCUAAGGCUGGGGAUGUGGUGAAUGUUGGUGUCGGACUGAUCAUUGGAGUCACCACCAUCUGGACUGGAAACGUCACCAUUACUGUCACUGCUGGUUCUAUUCCUGUCUCUGCGACACCCACCUGGAGUGCGGUGAACCCGGUAACCACAACAGCGGUCGCUAAUGGAGGUACCGCCACCUGGGGCUUCACAUUGACCAUCCCUAGCAGUCAAGAUGUCCUGGUGGAUUGUUCUGCAGUCCCUGGUUCUGGAGCCACUGUGUGCAGUUUUGCUUAUGGAAGCGUGGGAGUAAACAUUGCCAGCAUACCCAAUAUAGAAAACCUCUUGAUUAAUGGAUCUGAUGGCUCCAUGAAGUUCACUGAAGAUUUCAACUCGACAGGCACUUUCACAAUAGCUGGCGCCAAUGACAUCACCUUUGAGGUCUCUGUCCAGUAUUCAGGAACUGCUCGUCCUUCAACAACACUGACAUGUUCUGGUGGCCUGUCUGCAACACUCGCUGCUACUUCUGGGACUGGUAACAUCAGCGACAUGACUGGCACGGUGUCGCAGCUGGUUACCUCUGACAUUAACUGGUAUAGCGGGUCACAAGCGGGUCUCUCAGUUAAUCUAACUUUCCCAGCUGGUGGAACACCCUAUCAAUCACUUGUGUUAGAGAGUGCUGGAGACCUUAGUGUGUCGGGGUGGGGAGCUAGAGCCUGUGAAGUCAGGAUUCUCUCAGCUGGCAAGGCUGUACCCUGCAUCGCCGGCUUUACUGACGACAUCAACGCGCAGACACUCAUGUACCUAGCGAAGAAUGACUCUGUGUUUAAUGAUGGAAUGCGGCUGCCAAUGGGACCAGCGUGUGGUACUAACAGGCUCACCACUGGGAAACCCAGCGACUACAAGGUGUCUAUUAGGGUAGUCUACUACAUGCCUACACCCCAACCCACUGCCGUAGCUGGAAUGUUCAAUCUCAGUGUGGGAAUCAGUUUGGCCAGUAAUCUCAUCUGGACUGGUUGGGAUUCCUUCACAUACACUACCGCUGCUCCGACAUCUCCCACAGUGUCUUCACUCCAAUGUUCAACGUUUGUCUCAGGUGUAGAGGACCUCAUAUGCUACAUCAGACUAUAUUUGAAGGGUAACACAUUGACUCCAUCUGUACAUCCGACAGUCAUAAGUUCUGUGGUGUUGAAGACACCUCCGGGGUCUGUGGGACAAUAUUCGAUUGUUUUCACAGUGAACAGUGUCAGCACUAUCAGUCUUUGCAAAAUUCUAAUUCUUGACAUUGGAAGUAACUAUGCCUGUCUGGACAAAAACCCUUACUUCAAGGAGACAAUCCCCUUCCAACCCAACACCAUCAUUCAUAGCCCAGUCAACUGGGGGCUCCAAGCCACGGUUAAUUUUGGCAUUCUUCGUAAUUUGGGAACUGGAACGAUGUAUCCUGGCAACGUUGGAGACGUUAACUCCAUUGUGCUUGGUGUGGUGUUGAAGGGUGUGGCAGGGGGCACUGGAGUGCUCACAGCCACUCUCACAGGCUUUCCUAACCCACCAGCCACGGCUUCCCUCACCGUUUCUUCUGUCAUGCCUGAUCUGGGAGGAAACAUCGUGGUCACAGCGCAGGGCGUGGACGGUACCGGCAAUGCCUACGAUGGCGUCAUGAAGUUGGUGAACUUCAACCUGACAGUACCAGCUGGCUAUGGCAAGGAAGUCACCGCAACCAUCACCAAUAACGCCGCUUCAGUCUUCACCAUCUGCUUCGCUGCUGUCAUCUUUGCUGGACAGAACCUGCCUUGCUUAAUUCCCCCACAAGUUAUAUCUAACCUGACCGUGAACACAGCCACACAACAAGUGAUGUCAGUGCAGUUCGGUUCAGUCUGUUAUCGUCAGUUUACUAACAACUCCUUCGAUGAUGUGGCAGUGCUUCAGGUAGGUGUAAUGUUCCUACCCAGCAUGGGCUCCACAGCCACACUCUCGCUGGCCCUCAGCGAGAAUUCAGUAGUGGCAGCUCCUGUUACAUUCACAGUCACCAAACUAUCGACAGCCUACAGCCCAGGCUUCAUCAAUACUACUGGUAUGAUGCUAGGACUCAUCAAUAAUGGCACAAACACUGUGACCCCUGGACUAAGGACAUGGAUCGGAGUCACUUUCACGAUUCCCAAGGGUGUUACAACAGAUGUUGAGGUGGGUGUGAUGACACCUUCUGAUUCUGGCCGAGCCUAUGCUACAGUCCAUGGCUUCAGAUUUGUCCCGGGUUUGGCCAGCCGCAACCUGGGUUGCCUACUACAGAACUGCUCUCUCUACAAGCCUUCUAUAAUACAGAACUCCUCCUUGUCAAUGCCCAUGAUCCAUCCCUCCCAGACAGAUACUCUCACUUCCAGCUUACUCUACAUCACUAACACAGGGCUGAGCUACUAUCAGCACAGCUACCAAGUACAAGAUGAUCAGCUAUGGAUCGAAGCAGAUAUCUGGAUAGCAGACCACCCAAAUGCCACUAACGGAGCCACCAUUAACAUACACUUUGCUAUAAAGGCUGCCGAUAAGAUUUUCGUCAUCACUGUGCCUCUGACUCUGGAUAAGACAGCAACACAAGUAAUGAGCGUUGUCACUAAUAUCUUCUUGACAGACAACACAACCACCCUCUUUUCACAAGGGGAGCGGGUGGAGCUGACGUUACAAGCAUAUCACGUUGUGAACGUUUCCACUCUUGAAGCCAAUACAGCUGCGGUGAGGAUACUCAUGCCUAAGUACCUCGGCUUCGUUCCUGGGCUAGACUCUUGUACGGGUAACAUUACAGGAAACCUCACCACUUCAGGGUAUAUUGACUAUGAGAUUGGGUACCUUUUCUUCACGGACAUCCUGGAGUUGAACUGCACCCUCACCAUUGACCCCAACAACACCCUGCCUAAGGGACUUGGGAUUGUCAACGCAACUACCAUCAUGAGAUUGGUCUGCUCCACCAGCCUCAAUGCCGCUCUCAAGUACUGCGGGAACACCUCCUAUGUUGGUUAUCAGAUGAACGGAGAGGACUGCACCAAUCCCUUAGGAAUGGCUACAAUGAGUGCGUGCCAGCUAACAGCAUCAUCAGCCAUCGACUCCACUACUGGUCCUCUCAUGGCUGUGCCUGGCUCUGGCUCAGGGUGGAGUCCACCAGUACGUGCAGGAGCAACCUGGAGUGACUACUACACCAUCGAUUUCCUGAAAGACACAAGAGUCACAAGGAAAUUGUCUGGAGGCUACUUUGUUGCAUUUUACUGUAAUUGGAUUGGAUUACAGGGCAUUGUAAUCAACGUUCCUACGAGUGGAAUUGUCGACCUGCCCAGUGAGUGUCGCUUCCAGGCUCGGUAUGGCAGACUGGUUAUUCUCAGCGUCAGCAGUGGUCUUGGGACCGCUGCUGUGCCUACUGGCACCACCCCUGUGGGUGUAAGGUUUACGGAUUGGUACGGAUGUUACUUGCAGAACACUACAAACACAUGUACAGGACAACUCUCCACCAUCCUCUCCACAGAUGUUACCAAGUGGCGUCAUGCUGCGUAUGAUAGCGUUAACAAAUUCCUCUACUUCUGUGAUGUCUCCCUCGACGGCACUCAUCUCCUGUGCUUCUGCACUCCUGACGGUGUUACCUGGAAUGCUAUGCCAUCUUAUAUCGGUGGGCUGGUUGGGUUUGAUACCACUACCAGCAUGAUGUAUGCUAUGGACACAAAAUGGGUGGCCAUGGUGGGUAGCAUAGAUUGUGUCAACUGGUCCAUUGUAUCUGCUGCCGAUCAGGCCAAAAUUAAUGCCUCAGCUACCCCUCCAACAUCGAUUCCUGGCAAACCUGCGGCCACACUCGGUUCAGUCAUCAUUGGACCCUGGACAGCUGACUUCACUGGGCUGCAACUUGGUGGACAGUACAUGGCUAAGUGGGCCAAUUGCUGCUCCUAGGAGGCCAGUACAUGGUUAAGUGGUUCGGCUAAUGCUCUUAUCUUGGGCAUGUUGACCCAAGCUACACUUAGAACUGAUGUACAUGGCCAAGUGGGCCACCUUUUGCUUCUAGGAAAGCAGUACAAGACCAAGUGGGCCAACUACUUCUCAUAAGAAAGCAGUAUGAAGGCAUGUGGAGUACCUGCUGCUCACAUACAUUCCUCCCUUCCAUCAACCAUUCAAUAAACACCCUCCAGAACAUGCCCUCCAACA
Cherax quadricarinatus is the source of this 5471-nucleotide messenger RNA. Lineage: Eukaryota; Metazoa; Arthropoda; Malacostraca; Decapoda; Parastacidae. The record is from RefSeq and is a predicted model, not a curated record.